This is a messenger RNA of Zingiber officinale, 2729 nucleotides long. Its product is annotated as eukaryotic translation initiation factor-like. Lineage: Eukaryota; Viridiplantae; Streptophyta; Magnoliopsida; Zingiberales; Zingiberaceae. The transcript has 9 exons. The record is from RefSeq and is a predicted model, not a curated record. Gene Ontology annotation, molecular function: mRNA binding; protein binding; translation initiation factor activity. Gene Ontology annotation, cellular component: eukaryotic translation initiation factor 4F complex. The coding region runs from base 219 to 2552 and encodes 777 amino acids.
GUUGUAUGCCCUUGAAAAAUAUAAGGGCUUACGCCGCUUAGCGUCGUCUCUUCUUCCUCUCGCCCCUCUCUUCGCAUCGCCGAGCGAAGAGGGUUUCGACAAGGGCAUCUUUAUUAAUCUCCCUCCUCUUUUUUGCUACCCUUGCGGCGCCGACCGGGUUUAAGUUUGGCACCGUCUCGGAGAGAGAAAAGAAUUUAAGAGAAGGGAUCAAGCGAGGUAUGCAGUCAGAUCCGACGGUCAUCAGCUUGAGGCCUGGAGGCGGAGGAAACCGUGGCAGCAGAGUUGUAGCCCCUCGGUUUGAAUCCUCGAUUUCUGGUGGCAGCGCCUCGCUCAGCCCCUUCGAUCUGCCUGUCCUCCGCCCACAUGGUGGCGUCGUCGCGGCUAUCCCGGUCAAGACUGGAGACCCCUGGCUUGAGAGUCAUGAACACAUCCGCUACACAAAGCAACAACUUAUGCAACUUCGUCAGUUUGCUCAGGCAUUCGAAGACAUCUUGAAAAUCAAACAGGAGGUUGAUGCUGAACUGUUUCCUGAAGAUCAAACUUGGGGCCAUAAUGAUGCCAAUUUGGCAAGCCAAACACAGAAUCGUUAUUUUGAGCAAGAUAGUCGUGAUUGGCGUGGCCGAUCAGUGCAAUCUUCUGCAGCUGCUGAUGAGAGAACUUGGAGCACAAUCAGGGAUAAUAAAGAGUCAAAUAUCUCGAGUUCUGGUUACCAAGACAUAAGACAAUUACAGUUUAGUUCAAACACUCAAGGAUCUCAGGGUAGACCUACUCUUGCCCUAAUCAAGGCUGAAGUGCCCUGGUCUGCGCGAAGAGGAAAUCUCUCUGAAAAAGAGCGUGUGCUGAAAACAGUUAAAGGUAUAUUGAACAAGCUGACACCAGAAAAAUUUGAUCUGCUGAAGGGGCAGUUAAUCGAUGCUGGAAUCACAACUGCUGAUAUUCUAAAGGAUGUCAUAACUCUCAUAUUUGAAAAAGCUGUUUUUGAGCCAACAUUUUGCCCCAUGUAUGCUCGUCUGUGUGCUGAUCUCAAUGAAAAACUUCCUCCAUUCCCUCCUGAAGAAGAGGGAGGGAAAGAGAUCACUUUCAAGCGAAUACUCUUGAAUAACUGUCAGGAGGCAUUUGAAGGUGCUGACAGCCUGAGAGCAGAAGUGCAAAAGCUGAAUGACCCUGACCAAGAAAUGGAGCGCAGAGACAAAGAGAGAAUGGUGAAACUCCGUACUCUUGGUAACAUUCGCCUCAUUGGUGAACUUUUGAAAGAGAAGAUGGUACCAGAAAAAAUAGUUCAUCAUAUUGCUCAGAAGCUGUUGGGACAUGAUGGAAGAACAUGCCCUGCUGAAGAGAAUGUUGAGGCAAUCUGCCAGUUAUUCAAUACAAUAGGGAAGCAGUUGGAUGAGAGUCCCAAAUCCCGUCGUUUUAAUGAUGCCUAUUUCAAUCAUCUGAAGGAGUUAACUAGAAAUCCCCAACUUGCCCCACGGCUAAGAUUUAUGGUUCGUGGUGUGCUUGACCUACGUGCAAACAAUUGGGUCCCUCGACGAGAAGAGGUCAAGGCAAAGACUAUAAGUGAAAUUCAUUCUGAGGCUGAAAAGAACCUUGGACUGCGUCCUGGUGCGACUGCUAGUAUGAGAAAUAAUCGUGAUGCUGGUCCUUUAGGGCCUCCAAGUCCUGGAUUUCCUAUGAAUAGACCUGGAACUGGUGGUAUGAUGCCUGGGAUGCCUGGGACAAGAAAAAUGCCUGGAAUGCCUGGGUUAGAUGGGGACUUGUGGGAAGUUCCACGGAGUAAAUCUAUGUCAAGGGGUGAUGCUAAUCGAAUCAAUAGCACUUCAGUUGCCAAGUCUACAUCUCUCAAUUCUAGGCUCUUACCUCAAGGUAGUGGUAGCUCAAUUGUUGGCAAGACCAGUGCAUUGUUUCAGGGCAAUGGACCACCAACUCGUCCUUCAACCUCUACUCUACCAGGUGCAGUAGAUUCCAUGCCUCAAAUGUUGAGGUCUGUCAACCAAGUGGAACCACCUGUCAUCGCUGAUAAGUCACUGACUGUACUUAAAUUCAAUCCUGAUGAGCUACAGAAGAAGACAGUUGCUCUUCUUGAUGAGUAUUUCCACAUCCGAAUUCUGGAUGAAGCACUUCAAUGCAUAGAGGAGCUAGAGAACUCUGAAUACCACCCCAAGGUAGUGAAGGAAGCUAUCAAUAUGGCUCUGGACAAAGGCCUUUCUUUCCUAGAUCCUCUUUUGAAAUUUUUGGAGUAUUUGUUGGCUAAGGUCUUUACUCCAAGAGAUCUGGGGGAAGGCUGCUUACUCUAUGGGGCAAUGCUGGAUGACAUUGCUAUUGACUUACCAAAAGCACCUACCUAUUUUGGCGAGGUUAUGGGUAGACUCAUUCUGAUUGGCGGUGCUGAUUUUAAGGUAUUGGAGGAAGUUAUGAAAAAUGUGAAAGAUGCUGAUUUCCAAUCUACAAUUUUGACCGCUGCUAUGAGGAUAAUUAAAGCAAGUCCUAAUGGCCAAGCUGUGCUGGAUGCACAAGCAGUACUAGUAAUGGCUUGUGAGCAACUGGUUCAAUGAGUUUAGUAUUAUGGUAAAAUUAUUUAGUCUAUGUUUUGUAAUAGAGUAGUUGUGGGUAUUUCUCCAUUUAUCCUUGCCGUGUUUUAUGGAUUUGUAUUUGAUGAGUCACAUGUAGAACAAUCAUCUUAAAGUAAAUUUGUAUGCAACAAUUAGUUUAUUCAUACUGUUGAGAGAUUA